Fusarium tjaetaba is the source of this 1338-nucleotide messenger RNA. RefSeq lists its product as uncharacterized. NCBI's taxonomy places the organism in Eukaryota, Fungi, Ascomycota, Sordariomycetes, Hypocreales, Nectriaceae. Bases 1 to 1338 code for a protein of 445 amino acids. The transcript is spliced from 2 exons. The record is from RefSeq and is a predicted model, not a curated record.
AUGUUUGACUACCUCAUCGUACCCAAAGAAGCACUCCCAUUGUUCACCCUCCCCAUGGAUCCUAACUUAGAGCUCUAUAAAAGCCUGUUGGGUCUUGAUCCUCUUGAGCGCCAUGAACGUCUACUCCAUCUUCCUCGAUCUGAGCGUUCCAGGGUCGCGAGUAUUGUUGAGCGCGAAAAGCUGAAUCAGAGGCUACAAGAGGAGUUAGCUGGCAGGGACCUUGUUGAGAUGGCGCUGAGCAACCCCUCCGAGUUUCAUGGUAGUGUCCUCUUGCAAAACGCGCUCCUUGGAAGAACUUCUUAUAUACCGGAUGAGACGAAAAUGGUAAAACGCAUCAUGGGCGCACAUAUAUAUAAUGGAGAGGGUUUAUUUGAAGCGAUUGCCAACUUUGACCGGGCUUCUUACUUCGCCAUACCAAUCGAUGCGUGGAAGCUAGUCUACUGCGACUUGUACUAUAUCGAUAGGGAUAAUAGUUGUUCGCUGCAAGAACUUUAUGAGAGCCGUCUCCGGGAAGAACAGCUUGAAACCCCUGCGGCGCGAGCUAGAGAGGAUAUACGCAAUGAUGUGGUCAAGCUGGCACGCAGGAACGCGAAAUGGAUGCUCUCAGAAAUUGAUCGACUUUCAGAUGAGGAAAAAGCACAGCCACUCGAGGAUCUUGAGAAAACGGUUCGUGCUACCUGGAAACGAGCGUCACAUACGCCUCCAGCUUGGAUACAGGAUAUUUUUCGGGCUCAGCAGCCCUGGGGAUUCGUGUACUACAAGACGAAAGAGGUCAAACAUCCACACGGGCGUAAGUGGAGUUCACUCUUGGAUAUGGUCAACAACACCUCGCAGCCGUCCUUAGCCAGGGACGUCAGACGAGCAACCUACUUCGGUAUCCAUUGCCAGGGAAAACGGGAUGACCUGAUGACCCUCCAAACUGAGGUGUGGGCUCCUGUAACUUCGAAGGGAGGCUUGGAUGAGGAUCGUGGCUUCCGACGACACUUCCAAGAAUAUAGGCAGUCUUUAUCAUCGCCGGGUAUUCUGCCCAACACCUUCAUUGUGAUCCCCAAUGAAUUGGCUCCCGAAUCUGGAAAUGAGGAGCUUGAUCCGUAUUGGGUUUGGGCAUAUGAUGCAGAUUGGGACAACUCUACCGAAGAGACCGUCUGUAGUAACGGCGAAAAGUAUUACGGCCGAGUUAAAGUAGCUGUCUACUCCAUUAACGCAUGGUUCUAUGCUGCGCGGUGGGAGGGCGUUAGCUUGCGAGACAUGUGGCUUAAGGCACAAAUGCAUGAGGAUAAGCUAUGGAUCUGCUAUUCGAAGGAGAUGGAGGAUUGGGAUCAUGAGCCGUAUGUAUGA